Molecule: messenger RNA, 1600 nt
Organism: Exophiala xenobiotica
Lineage: Eukaryota; Fungi; Ascomycota; Eurotiomycetes; Chaetothyriales; Herpotrichiellaceae
Exons: 1
Coding region: 280-1413 (377 amino acids)
Biological process (GO): peptide modification; carbohydrate metabolic process
Cellular component (GO): plasma membrane
Source: RefSeq, a predicted model, not a curated record
CACACGGGACAUCCGACUGAUGUCACCCGCUUUCCCACAUCGUGCUGCUUCGGACCUCAUCAUCUCGCUCAUGAAGGGGAGCCCUAAAGGUGGUCGUACUACGGAUUUGUAACAGCGGUUGAUCGAAACUGGGUUGGCUGGAAGCGAUGUCCGACUCGUCUAGGUGCUUGAACGUGUUUAUCCGAUGACGUUGAAGAUCUUGACCACCGACAACUUUGCAAUGCCGUGAGAUGUGCCUGAUCAUCCCUCAAGCUCUGACGAGGUUUGAAAUAUGAUACAAUGAGCGUAGGAAGCCGACAUUACAAGAAUGAGGAAGUCCCUUCGCGGCGCGCAGAUGCCCACAAAGAGCUCAUCGACUCCUUGACCCGAAUCAACACUUACAAUCCUCCUGUUCAGACAUGCUCGACAGGAUGGACAUUCCAUGGCCUAUACUACGGCCCAACGUCGGUAGCCUACCUGUUCUUUCGCUUGUCCCAGGUCUAUCCUCAUCUCUCUUUCAAGAGUCAAUCUCUUCUGGACUGGGCGCAAGCUUACCUUGGCCUCGGCGCAUCGCAUCCAAAAAGUGUCGACUCAAAUCACUGCGGCGUCGCAAAUGAGGCACUGACCCAACUAGCUAUUCGUGCAGCGAUGGACCAGGAUGCCAGCCUUGUGCAGCAACUCUGCUCAUAUCAAAGCACGAUCAAUGAAGCAGGCGGGUCGGACGAGUGGCUCUAUGGACGAUCCGGCUAUUUGUACCUGCUUCGACUUGCCGGUAGCGGCUUCAACAAAGACUCAAAUGCUGCCAGAAUGGUUCGUGCAACGAUACAGAAGACUGUCCAACGCAUCCUGGCCAGCCAGCAGCCCUGGACGUGGCAUGGCAAAGCCUACCUCGGAGCGGCUCAUGGAACCUUCGGUGUCCUCUGCCAAGUUGUGAUUUCGGAACCCUCAGCGGCUCAGUCGGUGGAACAAAUCCUGUCACAGGUCCUCGAUACCCAGUUUCCGACUGGCAACUUCCCAUCAUCGCUACCCCCAGGCUCGGAUAAGCUCGUUCAAUUCUGUCACGGAGCACCCGGAGCCGUUCUCUCGUUGAGAGCCCUACGCCCGUAUUUCCCCAAGCUACAGCACAAUAUCGAUGCAGCCAUCGAAGCUGCCCAAAAAGAUACGUGGAAGCGGGGGGUGCUCGUCAAGGAACCAUGCUUGUGUCAUGGUAUCGCAGGAAAUGCACUUGCGUUGGACGAUGAAGCGGAAUUCCAGCAUUUCAUCACGUAUAUGUCAACUGACUACCUCGAGAGUCAAGGAUGGUUGGAAGACGCGGGCCGGAGUGACCAGUUCGUCGGACUUUAUACCGGUGAAGCUGGCAGAGCGUGGGCCUGGGCCGUGGCGGACAAACCAGAAGAACUUGGAAGAGCCUGCAUUGGCUUCAACGAUCUAUGAGCUGCACAAGAUUGGCCGGCACUGGUUGGUAUACGACCAUCUGUAUGCUAGUGCUCUGCGAUAGAUACAAGCCUGUGGCCUUUUUACUUUUUAUCCGUCAAACGCUGCUGAAGCGGGUAUUAAGCACCGCCUUGUACUUAGUAUAUUCUCGACCGGCCAGAUCCCUGGACGAUCAAUUGUGCAUGAG